AGAUGUAGACACGUGUCCACCUCACCAAUCCGGUCGUCUCUCCCCCAGACCCGAACACUCCGGUUGACAAAAAAAAACCUUUUCUCUUUCCCAAAAAUUAACCAAUUUUUUCCUUAUCAUCAUCAUCUAUCUUUCUUCUUCCUCGCGAAACCCUAAUCUCCGAUUCGCUCCAAUUCGUUCGAAUCCUUGGUACUACUCUCUUCCGUCGGAUCUCGAAUCUGUACUCUCAGCUUCUGAAAUCUCCGGGGAAUGCAGAUAAGGUUUUGGUGCCAAGGCUGGAAGGAAUCCCACUCUCAAGGGAUUGUCAUCGUUGCCCCUAAAGCAAGAGCCAGGGACAAACCUUGGGAUCUUCAUCAUCACCUCUAAUCUUUUCCUUCUUUGUAUUUUGAAAAAAUGGCUCGUAUUUUGAUUCAACGAGGAAGUUCUUCCAACGCAACCCGCUCUACUUCUUCCUCAGGAACUGAGCCACCACAGGCAAGCAGUAAUAAUGCUCAGGUUCCACCAGCGACUAUUGAUGAAGAAACUACUACGGAUGGAAAGCAAGAAGAGGUUAAUGUUGUUGAACAAGCGGAGUGUUCUGAGGCUAAGGAUGUAUCACUUCCCCCCAGUGAUGAGCCUGUGGAUAGAGAGGAUGAUGAAGGUUUGAUUGUUUCAGAAAAUGUUGUUGUUGAAAGUGAAGGUAGAGAUUGUGAUUCCCCUGAUUCGCUGCCCUUACCUGUUCCUCCACCGAAGCCUUCUUCGAAUGAUAAUAGGAGACCGGUCUUGGGAAGUUUCGGUGCUUUACGAAUUGGAGCAGCACAAAGAGGAGCUGGACCUCGCUCUCUUGUUUCCACUAGGAGUUUGCCAAGUGGAUCACACCCUUCUUCUCCAAGGUCACAGAGUGAGAACGAAGGCUAUAACAGUUCCGAUGAGCAUAUGCCGUGCUUUGUACCCUCUCAUGCUGGCUCUAGCUCUGGCUCGGAAAGAGAGCUUCAGUUUGAAACCGAGAUUAGACAAUCGAAAGGCUUCGAGAUCAGGCGUAUGGUGGAAGAUGGAAACUGUCUCUUCAGGGCUGUGGCAGAUCAAGUAUAUGGAGACUCAGAGUCACACGACAUGACUAGGCAACUGUGCAUGGACUACAUGGAACACGAGAGGGAUCACUUUUCUCAGUUCAUAACUGAAGGCUUUACCUCUUACUUGAAGAGGAAAAGAAGAAAUAAGGUCUAUGGAAACAACGUGGAGAUCCAAGCUUUAGCAGAAAUGUAUAAUAGGCCUAUCCACAUUUACUCCUAUAGCACAGAGCCGAUCAACAUAUUUCAAGGGAGCUACAACACGGAUACACCUCCCAUAAGGCUGAGUUACCACCAUGGGAACCAUUACAAUUCUUUGGUGGAUCCACAUCGGUUGACAGUUGGUGCAGGUCUCGGAUUUGGUAGCCUCAGUGGGAGACACGUGGACAGAGAGCAGGUGAAAGCUGCUAUUAAGGCUCAGCAAGAACAUCAGAUUGAUAAUGCGCUGUUAGCAGAAGGGAGAUAUUACUCUGAUCUUGAGCUUACGGAAAAGGAAAUUGAACGGUCGGUAAUGGAAGCUUCUCGUGCUGAGUAUCUUAUGGAAUGGUCCAAGCCACGUAUUGGUCCCACCUCUAAUGCUGAGACGUCCUCUUCUGGAGCUACAGGAACUGACUGGAAACAAAAGGAGGCAGUAAAAGAGAAGACGGUGGUGAGCAGCAGUGUAGAGAUGGUUUUGUCGAUGGGAUUUAGCUAUACGCAGGCCAUGGAAGCUUAUAGCAUUUUCGGGGAUGACGUUGACUCUAUUGUCUGCUAUGUACUGGAGACGAGCUGUGGGAGCAGCAACAACCGACGCAAAGGCAAAGCCAUGGAGUAGAUAAAUAUGUAACAUUGAGUUGUUUUGUUAUAUAUACUAUGAACCAACGAUUGCUAUUGCUAUCAAUGUUUGGGCGAUUAUUACCCUUUUAUCAAAAUAAUGAAUAAACUUCUGCAUCA
Molecule: messenger RNA, 1982 nt
Organism: Brassica napus (rape)
Lineage: Eukaryota; Viridiplantae; Streptophyta; Magnoliopsida; Brassicales; Brassicaceae
Product: OVARIAN TUMOR DOMAIN-containing deubiquitinating enzyme 6
Exons: 8
Coding region: 394-1863 (489 amino acids)
Biological process (GO): protein deubiquitination
Molecular function (GO): K63-linked deubiquitinase activity; cysteine-type deubiquitinase activity
Source: RefSeq, a predicted model, not a curated record